Messenger RNA from Xyrauchen texanus (razorback sucker), 2869 nucleotides. Its product is annotated as caytaxin-like. Gene Ontology annotation, biological process: apoptotic process. The record is from RefSeq and is a predicted model, not a curated record. NCBI's taxonomy places the organism in Eukaryota, Metazoa, Chordata, Actinopteri, Cypriniformes, Catostomidae. Bases 185 to 1183 code for a protein of 332 amino acids. Gene Ontology annotation, cellular component: cytoplasm. The transcript has 11 exons.
AGCAGCAUCACCAGGAAAAUGGAGGCAGGUCAGAUUCAGAGAGACAAGAGCAUUCCCAGAAGUGAUGCUUAACCUAUAAGACAAUGAGGUUUCAUGAGUGCGUAGAGUAAACCAUUGCAGAAUAAGAAACCCAGAGAAAAGCUUGUUCGUCUUGCACACCAGGCCACUUCCUGCAGAGGGCGACAUGGAGUCUACCUGUGCUCUGAGUGACGGGAGAACUUCUCCUCCAAACUCUCUCCUCACUGGUGGAGCUGGAGGGGUCGGAGCUCAUCGGAAGCGACGCACACUAGUGGCCCCAGACAUGAACUUGUCCCUGGACCAGAGCGAAGGUUCCUUGCUCUCCGAUGACUUCCUGGAUACGCCAGAUGAUCUGGAUAUUAAUGUGGAUGAUAUCGAGACUCCAGAUGAGACGGACUCACUGGAGUUCACCACCAACGGCAACGACCUGGAGUGGGAGGAUGAUACACCCGUCACCUCAGGUAAAGCGCCCCCUGCUGACAGUGAUACUGAUGCUGUGGACGGGCUGGGUGUCAACGGCCGUUUGUGGAGGACUGUGAUCAUCGGCGAACAGGAAUAUCGCAUAGACAUGCAGGUCAUACGACCCUACCUGCACGUCAUAUCGCAUGGAGGGUACUAUGGCGAGGGUCUGAAUGCCAUCGUUGUGUUCUCGGCAUGUUACCUUCCUGACAGCAGCUGUCCAGAUUACCAUUAUCUCAUGGAAAACCUCUUCCUGUAUGUGGUGAGCAAUUUGGAGAUGCUGGUGGCGGAGGACUACCUCAUCAUCUUUAUAAAUGGAGGAACGCCACGCAGUAAGAUGCCAGGCAUUAGCUGGUUGAAGAAGUGCUAUCAGAUGAUUGACAGAAGACUGAGGAAAAACCUGAAAUCUCUGAUCAUCACUCACCCAUCCUGGUUUAUCCGAACAGUCGUUGCCAUUUCCAAACCCUUCAUCAGUGUGAAGUUCAUGAAUAAGAUCCGUUAUGUGCACAGUCUGGAAGAGCUGGAGAAGAUUGUCCCAUUGGAACACAUUCAGAUCCCAGAGUGUGUCUUACAGUUUGAAGAGGAAAGAAUUAAAGCUAGAAACGAGAGAAUGGAGCAGGAAAAGAAAGAACAACGGCACCCUGAACAGCAAUACGAUUCAACCAAUCUAGAGAGGAAAACAGCUGUUGAAGAUGCUGGACACUAAGUGCACAAGCUUGGGUGUUCUUGUUGGUGUUCCUCUUUAAUGCUGAUCCAGGAACAGCGUUCAUGUUCCCAACUUGUCCUUUAUUGUUAUAAAAGAGGAUACAAAACUGGUCUCAGAUCAGCAACAAAGAGGAAACCUUAAUCCUUAAUAGGAAGCUGGCAUCUUGAAGCCCACCAACAGAUGGCACUAUGCCCAGAGAAACACGGCUGUGUUCGGUAGCAGACGAACAGUGCCAUCAUCAUACACUGAUCAGUUGCCCCGUUUGCAGUUGUUGACUUUUCAAUAGGCUGGUCCCUGCUUUAUGGCCCUAAUUGUUGUCAUCUUUAAAGCUGAACAUUUUUAUAAAACUUUUCCUGUUUUAUCAAAAUGUACACAUAAAGGAAGGAAUAGUGUUUUUUUGUUUGUUUGUUUUUUUAUCAGUAGCCUAAUUUAUUUACAUGGAGUGGGUCAACUUACAGGGAGUCAACAUGAAGAGGUCACAUGACCAGCUGAAUACUACUUAUUUUAUAACCCAAGUUUAUCUGUCAGCGUUCUGCAAGACAACAAGGAACACCCACUACACCACUCGCCCUCUCCAGAUAAUGUCCCGCUUGGAUCAAAAAGCCAUUCUUUUGACUAAAAUAACUAUUAAAAUCCCAUUCAAACGCUGUAUGAUUCAUGUGGUCUUAACUGGGUAAACAUAACAAAGAGCAACUUUUAAAUAAUAUGUCACAAAAGCUAUAAAUGGUGAAAUUAAUCAUUCCUCUGUUCCGUUUUCUCCAGUUAGCUCACAAGCUAGCCCGUUAGCCUAUUAGCUUUGCAUACUACUAACAACUUCUCUUCAUUUUCACCACAUUUCUCCGCACUGUCACCACCUAGUGUACGGCGUUAUGGUUCGUAAAGAAAGUUGCUGUAUAUUUAAUCAUUUUACAAAUCACUUUUAAUUUUAAAAUUGGACUUUUCAAUCUUUGUGGUAAGUCCAAAGGAACUGAUAUCGGCCAGUGCAACUUACAAAGCAAAACAAUGACUGAGUGUUCCUUUAAGAAUGUCAUGUGACCUGCACUUAAUUGAUGUGUGUAGUUGCACAGGAUUUGAUUGGUGGUGCAUGUCGAUUUCAAGGCUUUGCAAGAACCACCCUGCACUUCUCUGUGUGUAUGCACCCAAAUUGAAUAUAACCUUAUUCCAUUUUGCUGAUUAUGAUUGCCUGGUACGCUUUCUUGGAUGUUUAUUGAUUGUUUCAAUCCAUUUUCAUCUUGUUUAAUGGCCUGCUUUUGAGCUAUUGUAAAUGAUAAGUGCCAGUUAUCUUAGUUUGGCAUCAACGUAUUCAGCAGUAAUUUUAUGUUGCCUUAUGUUUGCUACGAAAAUGUUUCUAAAUUAAACAUUAUGGUAUAUGAAUGACUAUGAUAUUUGCAAGUAUCUUGGUGAAGUGUGUAUUUCUUGUGCCUCUAGCGUCACCAAACGCAUGCUUCUGGAUUCGUCCACAAUUUUUGCAAAAAUAUAAAACUGCUUAUUAUAGCGCCACCUAGGUUUGGAUGGUUGGGCGAGUGCACCUGAGUAGUGGGGGAGAUUUGGGACCAUCCUGCCAAAUUUGGUUUCUCUAGGACUUACGGUUUGUGUUGCCCCGACACUUUUAGAGCAGAAUUGGUGGAGUUUUGAAAGUAGAAUUGUUGAAAUUUCUUGCCUCCAGAGGUAUUUUCGAUAAACUUG